Messenger RNA from Sporisorium graminicola, 759 nucleotides. RefSeq lists its product as uncharacterized. Gene Ontology annotation, biological process: fungal-type cell wall organization. The coding region runs from base 1 to 759 and encodes 252 amino acids. The record is from RefSeq and is a predicted model, not a curated record. Gene Ontology annotation, cellular component: plasma membrane; cell cortex of cell tip. The transcript is spliced from 2 exons. NCBI's taxonomy places the organism in Eukaryota, Fungi, Basidiomycota, Ustilaginomycetes, Ustilaginales, Ustilaginaceae.
AUGGUGUUCAGAGGUCUUUGCGUUGGACUCGGCGAGUUCCUCACUUUUGCCGCCGUCGUGCUUGCCGUCUUCGCAAACAUCGGUCAGUUGAGCAACAACAUUGUAACGCGCAACAUCCGCUACGUCUCGGUCGAUACCUCGGGUCUCGGCGAUGCCCUCUCGCGCUCUGGAAACUCCAUCAACAACCUGUACGCCAACAGCCAAUCCUCGCCCGUUGGUGUCGGCAACGGUAUCAAGAACGACUACCAGUGGGGUCUGUACAACUACUGCGCCGGUGAAGAGUCCGGCGGCCAGCGAGCCUGUACCAAGCGUCACUUUGGAUUCGAGUUCCAGCCCGUCGAGGCCAUUCUUGCUGAUGCUCCCGAAGGCUCGCGCCAGGAGCUGCAGAACUUCCUGCCCCGCGGCACGUUCACAAAUUCCAAGUACCUCCGCGACUACUCCAAGCCCGCCAUGUACCUCAUUUUCAUCGGCUCCUGCUUGGCUUUCAUCGCCUGGGUCGCUGGCUUGCUCUCGCACCGCUUCGCCUUCCUCGGCGCUGCCUUUAUCGCUCUGCUUUCCGCUCUCUGCUUGGGUGUCGGCGCCGCCCUCUUGACCGCCAUCUACGUCAAGACCAAGGACUCUGUCAACAACGCCCAGUACGGCAUUGUGGUGCACUAUGGAGACGCGCUCUGGCUCACUUGGGCUGCCUUUGUUGCUGUUGCCCUCUCGAUUGUGCCGUACAUCAUCUCGUGCUGCACUGGCCGAAGCGACGACUACUAA